Corythoichthys intestinalis (scribbled pipefish) is the source of this 2524-nucleotide messenger RNA. It is a transcript of the gene p4htmb, whose product is annotated as prolyl 4-hydroxylase, transmembrane b. Gene Ontology annotation, biological process: peptidyl-proline hydroxylation to 4-hydroxy-L-proline. The transcript is spliced from 9 exons. The coding region runs from base 287 to 1777 and encodes 496 amino acids. Gene Ontology annotation, molecular function: procollagen-proline 4-dioxygenase activity; L-ascorbic acid binding; iron ion binding. Gene Ontology annotation, cellular component: endoplasmic reticulum. NCBI's taxonomy places the organism in Eukaryota, Metazoa, Chordata, Actinopteri, Syngnathiformes, Syngnathidae. The record is from RefSeq and is a predicted model, not a curated record.
UGUUUCUUCGGAAAGUAUAGCAACUCCUUUGGUGCAGGAUCGCGUUGACGUUGGCCAGUUUUAGAGUGAGCAUUUCCAACCAUCGCAGCUCUGGAUGCGCAUUACGCUCGCAGCCAAAGGAAAUUGGUGCAGUGUAAACAAACUGACUGCAGUAGAAACUAGUGACUACUGGCUACUAACUACGGGCAUUCGCUCACAGAUCACCGAAGGGUUUUUUUUUUUUUUUGCGUAUAAAUGUUAAUUUGACCUGUCAGAUGGACCAUCCAUCUGACGGUUCGUUAACCAAAUGAGUCCAGUGAUGACCGACAAGCAAGAGGCGGAGGACACCACCAGAUCCGCGUCCGGCAGCGCACCCUCACGACUCGGCCGGCCGCCGGGCGAGCGCCUCCCUGGCCCGAAGACCAGUGUGUGCUCCCGCUCGUACUUCGUGGUGGUGAUGGUGUUCUUCCACGUCUACAUCAUCAAUGUGAUCGCCCUGCUCUUGUACGUGCACUACAGCAGCGGACAGGAGGAUGCCAGUCCGGCUCCUCCUCACGACGAUGCCCCGAGCAGCGACAAGCGGAACCCACAGUCGCCGCGUCCACCAUCGAAGGCACCGUUGCCGCGUGACAUUUCUCUCCCGCGCAUCGAGGGCAUUCGAGUUGGACAUAUUCAGAAAGUGUCACUGGUGCCCGGUAAACUCCACGAAAUGAGAACUUUGAGUCUGAAACCUUUGCUCUUUGAAAUCCCUGGGUUCUUGUCAGAGGAUGAGUGUCGUAUUGUGAUGCAGCUGGCACAGUUAAAGGGUCUAAUGGAAAGUCAGUUAAUGGUGCAAGACGGUCAGGAGGAGUUGGCCAAGGAACUCAACCUCAGCCCAGAAGAGAUCUUCAACCUUCUUGAUAUCAACCAGGAUGGACAGCUGCAGCUCCAUGAGAUACUGACUCAUUCUCGAGUGAGGGAUGGCAUUUGGCUUACACCAGAGAAUUUGCAAGAGAUCUAUAUUGGGCUCAACGCAGACAAAGAUGGGAAUGGUUUGCUGAGUUUAGAAGAGUUUGAGCUCCUGAGUCCCGAUGCCUUCCAGCGCUUUUUGCUGCAACAGGGGGUUAAAAGGAGCCAGCUGGUGAGGAACAGUAGACACACUUGGCUAUACCAGGGAAAAGGAAGCCAUCAGGUCCUUCAGGACAUUAAGAAGAGGGUAACACGCCUCACCCGUCUCCCGACCACAUUGGUGGACCUAAGUGAGCCGCUGCAGGUGGUUCGCUAUGAAGAGGGCGGGCACUACCACGCUCAUCAUGACAGCGGGCCCUUCUAUCCAGAAACCGCCUGUUCUCACACGCGUCUCGCAGCCAAUGCCUCCACCCCUUUUGAGACAUCUUGCAGGUACAUCACUGUUCUCAUCUACCUGAACUCUGUUGAAGGGGGUGGGGAGACUGCAUUCCCUGUGGCAGACAACAGGACCUUUGAAGAAGUGUCUCUCAUUCAGAAUGAUGUCGAUCUUUUGGACACCAUGAGGAAUUGUGACAAGAGUAACCUUAGGGUGAAACCAACCAAAGGGAAAGCUGUUUUCUGGUACAACUACCUUUCGGACGGAAGAGGAUGGGUGGGAGAGCAGGAUGAAUAUGCUUUGCAUGGAGGUUGUGUUGUCACCCACGGCACUAAGUGGGUCGCCAAUAAAUGGAUCAAUAUUGAUCCCGAUUACCAGCGUCAAGCUCGCUACGAGCAGCUGGUGUCCCAUCAGCCAGAGGAUGAAGAUGAUGAAGAUCUGACACUGAAUUCCAAUAUACAUCAAGAAUUGUAGCUCAUAAUCCAGGCCCUGCCCCCUCUGUCCUGCACACAGCACAUUUGGUGACCACAGCAUUUAUUCAUGGAAUGAGGUCACAGUGGUUUUAUGCAACUUUAAAGGCACUAUUGUCACAUUUUGUUUGAUUUUGUUAUCCUGUUAUUUAUUGAAUCGACUGGUUAUACCGUUUCGGGAAUGUUGCACUAAAAUGUCCUACAAAGAAACUGUAGAACCCAAUUGCAUGAAAUAGCUGCACGUUUUGCUGUUGCUAUAAAAUUGCACUUAACUGAGAUUGCUAAUGAAAACAUUUUAGAAUAACUUAUUGUUGCAAUGACCAAAAAAUACACACACCUGUGUAACGCAUGUUGCCUUGUCUUUGCUCCUUUAAUCCAUUUUUAUUGUUUAUUGUUGAUAUACUGUAUAUGUAUUUCCCUAAUGAAAUUAAAUCAAACGUCUGUGUAUUGUAUGUUUCAAUAUUACACCAUUAUCAAUCACUGGAGUGAGUGAAUAACAUUACUGAGUGUCAGGGAUUAAGUAUCUAGACAUUCAUUCAUUCAUCUUCUUGGCCGUUUAUCAACACCAGGGUCACGGGGUCACUGGAAGCUAUAGGCCCUACUCACAUGACGUCACAACCACGCCUCCGCGCCAUAUUGUGCGUCAGCUUGUCGGGUUUAAGCAUUACCGCUACAUAAAUUCCUCCUAUUAUGGCGUGUUUUUCUGCUCGUUAACAUUAAUAAUCAAAAUGGUGAAGGCGUGUGUGGCGGU